Arachis stenosperma is the source of this 1552-nucleotide messenger RNA. RefSeq names its product cyanidin 3-O-galactoside 2''-O-xylosyltransferase FGGT1-like. NCBI's taxonomy places the organism in Eukaryota, Viridiplantae, Streptophyta, Magnoliopsida, Fabales, Fabaceae. The coding region runs from base 59 to 1465 and encodes 468 amino acids. The record is from RefSeq and is a predicted model, not a curated record. Gene Ontology annotation, molecular function: UDP-glycosyltransferase activity. The transcript has a single exon.
CGAAACUCAAAAACCAAAUUUUGUUUUAUAUACUUCUCUGCAGUCCACACACACGUCAAUGGCAGCCAUGGAACAAGCAUCUCCUCCUCCUCCUCCUCCAAUACACAUAGCCAUAUUUCCAUGGUUUGCCAUGGGACACUACACCCCAUUUCUUCACUUCUCAAACAAACUUGCAAAGAGAGGCCACAGAAUCUCCUUCUUCGUCCCGAGAACAACAAUCUCAAAGCUUCAACACCUAAACCUUCACACACACCUCAUCACCUUCAUCCCCAUCACUGUUCCUCACGUCCAUGGCCUUCCCCGUGAUGCUGAAACCACUUCUGACGUUCCCUUCUCUCUUUUUCCUCUGAUCGCCACAGCCAUGGAUCAAACAGAGAACGACAUCGAGCUUCUCCUUCAAGAGCUAAACCCGCAGAUCGUGUUCUUCGAUUUCCAACACUGGCUACCCAACAUAACUCGAAAACUCGGCAUCAAAUCCAUGCAAUACUGGAUCGUCUAUCCGUUUUCAUUGGCCUACUUUGAUAAAGGACCAAGACAGAGACAGAGUCAAGGGAAUGAUUUAACGGAAUCUGAUCUCAUGAAACCUCCACCAGGGUUUCCCGAUUCAUCGGUGAAGCUUCACGCACACGAGCUUCGCUUCGUAGCUUCCACAAUGAAAUGGGAAUUCGGAAGCGGUGUUCCGAUAUAUGAUCGGUUCAGAAUUGGAAGAGAGUUAGCAGAUGCAAUUGGGUUCAAAGGUUGCAGAGAAAUUGAUGGUCGGUACACUGAUUUCUUCGAGAAUUUUUACAAGAAGCCAUGCUUACUUUCCGGGCCUCUCUUGCCAGAGCCGUCAAACAUUGCUUUAGAAGAGAAAUGGAAAUCAUGGCUUGAUCGAUUCAAACCCGGUUCAGUGGUUUAUUGUGCUUUUGGAAGCGAAAACCCGUUGCAACAAGACCAGUUUCAAGAACUGUUGCUUGGUCUUGAACUAACCGGUUUUCCGUUUCUUGCAGCAUCUAAGCCACCGGUUGGGUUUGAUUCCAUUGAAGAAGCGUUACCAGAAGGAUUUAAAGAAAGAGUUGAGGAAAGAGGAGUUGUGUACGGUGGAUGGGUGCAGCAACAGUUGGUUUUGGAGCACCCUUCUGUUGGGUGCUUCAUAACACACUGUGGUUCAGCUUCCAUAACGGAGGCUCUUGUGAACACGUGUCAGAUUGUGCUGCUGCCACGUUUGGGAGCUGAUCAUGUUAUGAAUGCAAGAAUGAUGAGCAUGAAGUUGAAGGUUGGAAUUGAAGUUGAGAAAGGUGAGGAAGAUGGGUUGUUUACAAAAGAGAGUGUGUUCAAAGCUGUUAAGAUUGUGAUGGAUGAUGAGAGUGAAGUUGGAAGAGAGUUGAGAGAAAAUCAUAGCAAGCUUAAGAAUUUCUUAUUAAGCAAAGAUUUUGAGACUUCUUGCCUUGAUAGUUUCUGUCGCAAGCUUCAAGAUCUUUUGUGAUUUUCUGUGUUUUUCUUCUAGUGGGAGCAAUAAGUUGAGUGUAAAAGAAAUGAAAAAAAAAGGAGUGAAAAUGGAAAAAAAAAUAAA